Salvelinus sp. IW2-2015 is the source of this 1107-nucleotide messenger RNA. Its product is annotated as calcyphosin-like protein. The record is from RefSeq and is a predicted model, not a curated record. Gene Ontology annotation, molecular function: calcium ion binding. NCBI's taxonomy places the organism in Eukaryota, Metazoa, Chordata, Actinopteri, Salmoniformes, Salmonidae.
AGGAUAAGGCAAGCCCACAUUUCUAUGGGAACGCGUAGGGGUGUGGACUGGGAAGAGGGGCCGCUGCUGAUGUUGUUUACAGUUACAGGUUGCAAUAUCAAUAUUAACUUGCACGCAGGUUUCAUGGCGGGGACGUCACGACAUGAUCGGGAGAUGGCAGUGAACGCCAAAAAACAGCUGUCUGUGUGCACAGACCCUGUGGAAAGCUUGAGGUUGCAGUGUCUUGCAAGAGGCUCUUCUGGCAUCAAGGGUCUGGGCAGAACAUUCAAGAUAAUGGAUGAUGACAAUAACCGUACGUUAGAUAUGAAGGAGUUUAUGAAGGGCCUUAAUGACUAUGGUGUCCUCAUCGAGAAAGAGGAAGCCAUGGCAAUGUUUCAGCGUUUUGACCGGGACAACAGUGGAUUCAUCGACUUUGAUGAAUUUCUCCUCACUCUCAGGCCUCCGAUGUCCAAUGCCAGGAAGGAGGUGAUCAUGCAGGCCUUUAGGAAGCUGGAUAAGACUAAUGACGGGGUGAUCACUAUUGAAGAUCUAAGGGGAGUUUACAAUGUCAAGUACCACCCCAAAUAUCAAAACGGGGAAUGGACAGAGGAGCAAGUAUUCCGCAAAUUCCUGGACAGCUUCGACUCUCCUUACGACAAGGACGGACAGGUCACCAAGGAGGAGUUUCUCAACUACUACUGCGGAGUCAGCGCCUCCAUCGACAGUGAUGUCUAUUUCAUUCUAAUGAUGAAAAAUGCAUGGAAAUUAUGAGUUUUAAGUUGAUACAUUUAUGAUAAUGAUUUUUAAUGGACAGUUCUUCAAGGUGCUUUCUUAAACUAAUAUUUUGUUAUGGAAAUCAUGUUGACAAACUAAUAUUUAUAAUUUCCCAAUGAUAUGCAAGUGGUUAUGAAUGACUUGUUCAUAUUUUGUGCAAUGUUAAAAUAUGUAUUUCAGUUAGUCACUCUCUCCACAAGCUAACUAACUACAUCUAGCUAUAUAUGUAUUGUAGAAAACUGUAGUCCACAGUCUGACACCUCGAUCAGACCGACAGCAUCAUUACAUACCGUUUUGCAUAGCUACGCAACUAAACUGAACGCAUGUAUAUACCAUACCAUGUUAUGCAUUACA